Molecule: messenger RNA, 1554 nt
Organism: Bufo bufo (common toad)
Lineage: Eukaryota; Metazoa; Chordata; Amphibia; Anura; Bufonidae
Product: transmembrane protein 26-like
Exons: 4
Coding region: 49-960 (303 amino acids)
Source: RefSeq, a predicted model, not a curated record
AGGAAGACUAGAUGGGGACAGCAGAAGAUUACAGGUAAAAGUAUCACAAUGAAGUGUAACUGUAUGAAGAUACUGGCAGCCAUCUUAAGUCGUCUAUUAUACGCUCUCCAUGGAGGAAUUAUGAUAUUUUUAACGGUUUUUAUCACGAAUGAUUUCUUCUACUGUACUCUUUUCAUUGGAAUCGUGCUCUUGUUCAUUGAGAUGAUUGUAACACUGAAGAUGACAAAAUAUGGAGAAUGGAAAUGGUUUUCGCCAAUGGUGUUUCUAUAUUUAUGUUCUGUUAUUCCUUCCAUAUUUGUCAUGGAACUCGAAAACCUAGAGGUUAGAAUGAACAUUACCAACGUAACACAUCCUGAAUGCACCGAUAAUAACUACACGGAAUACUCCAAAGAGGUGCAAAGUAUGGAAGAGUUGACAAUUUUGGUCCUGAUUGUAGGACGUUGGCUAAUGCCAAGAGGUAAAAUGACCCGUGACCAGCUCGCUCAGCUACUUCUGAUAUACCUUGCUUUAGGUGCUGAUAUGCUGGAUAUUUUAGAACUAAUGAAGGAGCCAUCAGUAAAAACCAGCACAGCUAUAACUGUGGUGGGACUGUGUCUAUUCACCUGGGCAGUUAUGCAAUUCACAUUAGUGCUCACUCAAACGUUUCCAGUUUCGUCUCCAGAUAAAGAAGACGAGGUGCGGUUUCAUUCGUCAUCUGAAAUAAAGAAUUGCAUGCGUUCUUUAUGUUGUACCAGUGAGGUUUGGAAUGUGAUUAUCAUGGUGGGGAUGCAAGAUGGACCAUUUCUGAUUUACCGGUUAUACUUGGUAACUAUGGAAGGAGUGUUUAAUGACUCCAUGACUUUCUUUAUAUGCAAGAACAUUUUGUCAGUUAUAAUACAAAUAUACAGGAUUAUUGUGUUUCUUUGCGAUGAAAAUCACAAAAGGAAAAAAUUUAAACAAUCUCAUAUGAAUUUAGAAUAAGACUUCAUUCACAUCUGCAUUGUAGGUUUCAUUAGGGGUCGGUCGAGAAGUUAAUCAACAGUGCUGGACUAAAUAUCACAUUGUGUCCAGUAAAAUGACAGACAUCCUGAAGAAAACCCUAUGGCCCCCCAUUGGGAAUCAUUCAUGUCUGUUAAUGAGGGAUCUGUUUUCGGGUAUGAUGGAACUGAAGAAUGGAAUGUCCAAAUGAGAUGUGAACAAAGUCUAUUAUAUAGUAAAGUAUAUAGCGAUAAUAAAAAUGUAUUUAUUAAUAUAGUAAAAAAUAGUUUUUUUUAAGUCUACCUGUAACCAUCUGUAAAGCUGAAAAAUAUUCUGGUUGGAUAACUAUUGUAAUAAUAAAUAAUACUUAUUGUUUCCCUUAUUUGUAAGUGGGCUGGUAUACAAAAUUGUUUGCUUAACCUGAUAAUGGAUUUAUGAUGUAUUUUUUAGCCUCCAUUGAUGAUGGCAUUUACUGUAAAUCAUAUGAUCCCUUGAUGAAACUCGCUGGAUCCCACAACAACUGCUGUAUAGACAGAAAGUUAGUUUCUCUAUUCACUUCUGUAAGAUAAAUACAUAGGUAAAUCCCUCCCAUUCACC